Messenger RNA from Neolamprologus brichardi, 3906 nucleotides. NCBI's taxonomy places the organism in Eukaryota, Metazoa, Chordata, Actinopteri, Cichliformes, Cichlidae. The record is from RefSeq and is a predicted model, not a curated record.
GAGAGGGCUGCUCACGCUGUAACGGCACGACCCUCUGCCUCAGCACUUUUCUCUCUCCCAGUGUGUUUGUGUGUUUAUGCACUGUAUGUGCGAAUUCCGAGGGUCGGCGUGCGCGCGCAUGCAUGUGUCCUGGCAAAAGCCUGAAUAAUUGAUGAGCAGUGGAAGGAGUGAAAGCACUGCCGGACGGGACGGUGUGUGUGGGAGUGUGUAGAGAUGGGGGAGAGGAAUACAGUGAGGCAGCAGCCUGGCUACGAUGGGCUCUGCAACUACGCCCAAAAAAUCACCUCCUGUUUUGGACUAGAUGUGGCUCAUGCGCAGGACACACGCCACCACUCUACAGAGAAGCCCCUAAUUCAGUGCUACAAGUGUGGGCAGCCAUGUAAGGGCGAGGUGCUCCGGGUGCAGAACAAGCACUUUCACCUCAAGUGCUUCACAUGUAAAGUAUGUGGCUGUGACCUUGCCCAGGGGGGCUUCUUCAUGAAAAAUGGAGACUAUCUGUGCACGCUGGAUUACCAACGCAUGCACGGUACCCGCUGCAAUGGCUGUGGGGACUUUGUUGAGGGAGAAGUGGUUACUGCUCUGGGCAAGACCUACCACCCUGCCUGCUUCGUCUGCACCAUCUGCAAACGACCGUUUCCUGCCGGGGACAGGGUGACCUUUAAUGGAAAGGACUGUCUCUGUCAAUACUGUGUCGAGCCCAUGUCUCCAGGACCAAAGGACAUCCUGGGCUCCAGCAAUUGCGCAGGAUGUGGCCGAGACAUUAAGAACGGACAGGCUCUCCUUGCUUUGGACAAACAGUGGCAUCUGGGCUGCUUUAAGUGUAAGGCCUGCAACAAAGUGCUGACCGGGGAGUACAUCAGCAAGGAUGGCGCCCCCUACUGUGAGAAGGACUACCAGACCCAUUUUGGAGUUCAGUGUGAGGCGUGCCAUCAAUUCAUCACAGGGAAGGUGCUAGAGGCAGGAGAUAAGCACUAUCACCCCAGCUGUGCGCGAUGCAGCAGGUGCAAUCAGAUGUUCACAGAAGGAGAAGAGAUGUAUCUGCAAGGGUCAACAGUCUGGCAUCCUGGGUGCAAGAACACCACCAGAACAGAAGAAAGGCACAGGGAGCGGCCGACGAGGUCGUCGUCUGAGAGUAUUUGUUCCAGACCUGGUUCAAGCAUACCUGGCUCACCGGGUCACACUAUCUAUGCAAAAGUAGACAAUGAGAUCCUUGAUUACAGAGACCUAGCUGCCAUUCCAAAAGUCAAAGCCAUUUAUGACAUUGAGCGCCCCGAUCUUAUUACCUAUGAACCUAUGUACACCACCUCCCUGGAUGAGAGAGAGGAGAGACGAGAGAGUGUGGGAGAGCUCCACACUGCCAGGAGGGAACGUUCCCCCUUGCCGGAUGACAAGUCCUCAAGAAACAUGUCGCCAACCCCAUCUGGUGAGGGAUCUUACGACAGGAGGGAACGCAUCCUUCAGAGGUCCACCAGUCAGGGCUCCAUAGGAUCACCAGUUUAUAAUCGUCAUGGAUACACCCCCACUUUGUCACGGUCGCCGCAGCAUUUUCACCGGCCAGAGGCUCUGACAGGCAUGCAGAAGCUCUGCUCCUCCCUGUGCAGUAACAGUGUGGGCUCCAGAAAUAGUGACUCCCGCCCCACCUCCCCUUUCAGACACCACUUCCUCCCCCAUAGCCAAGGCACCGACCCGCCGAGUGGCCGGAGCUCUCCCCUACCGCUCAGGCCUGACAGCCGGCCGGUCACCCCGCCUCUCUCUCAGACCCCUAAACAUUUCCACCUCCCAGAUCAGGGGAGCAACAUCUAUCGAAAGCCACCCAUCUACAAACAACACGGUUCAGAAGGGAGGAGAAGAUCAAGAGAAGAGGAGGAGGAAGAGGCUUUGAAAAGAAAGCAGCUCCAGGAGGAGCAUCUCAGUAAGAUUCAGUCUGGUUUGGGGAAGCUCAUUUUGAAGGAGGAGAUGGAAAAAGAGCAGAUAAGGGAGCGCCAUGCACGAAGCCUCUCGGCUCAGCGCUACGAUCCCAAACAGACCAGCUGUGAUGCAGAUCCGCCUUCUCCAACCAAAACUAACUCUCUGCCUGGCUAUGGAAGAAAUGGGCUACAUCGGCCUCAGUCCACAGAUUUCACCCAGUACAACAGCUACGGGGACAUGUGCGGAGGAGGCAGAGAGUUUCAGCACAUUAAGGAUGGCCGUGCAGCACUUGCAAGGAUGGACAGGGGAGUAUCUAUGCCUAAUAUGUUGGAACCGAAAGUGUAUCCCUAUGAAAUGCUCAUGAUAACCAGUAGAGGGAGAGCUAAACUGCCCAGGGAUGUGGACAGAACCAGACUGGAGCGCCACUUAGCACCUGAAACGUUCUUUGACAUCUUUGGAAUGGAGAUCCAGGAGUUUGACAGGCUUCCCCUGUGGAAACGCAACGACAUGAAAAAGAAGGCCAAGCUCUUCUAGCACUCAGAGCCGCAUGCAUUUUCUGUACAUUCAGAUAGCACACAGCAGCUGUAAUCUAGAUGUAGGUUUUGGUUUAUUUCCUUUUCUUCUAUAUAUAUUUUUUGUUCUUUUCUUUUUUUAAAAAUUUGAUUGUUUUAACCUGACAUAAUCACGGAAGCCAUGAACUGGACUCUUUGCUCUGAUGCUUCCUGAGACUAUGUACUGAAAGACUUGUCCUUUUAGACUUGCACUGUCAACGAUGAGCGGGAAUCUCUUCCGCGUUCAAAAAUGACAAAGAAUGAGACUGGACGAUGAACAGGGUCAUGUUCUUUGGUUUGAAUGCGCUUGUUUUACUUCUUGCUUUGCUUCGAGUGGAACCGCUUUUCUUUUCUUUCUUGCUCGUUUCUUCCUACUAUUUCUCUCGCUGUUGAUUCCUGUGGAACUUUGUAAGUACAGUAGAACCUCAUGGCGCUCAUUACAAAAUGUCCAUGCUCGUAGCUUGAACAUGUGUCAGCUUACCCUCGCUUGGGCUAAAAAGGUUUUAGUCCAAAGUUUGCAAGAAUUGGCUCAGUGAGUCUUUGAAUUAAAAAGAAAAAGUCACUGGGAAAGCAGUUAGCUUACCCAACAGCUGUUGCAUCAUCCAAGCACCCGCAUAUCACUAGUUUCCUUCCCAUGGCUACGCACUGAACAUCCGUUUGACCCUGACAAAAAAUGUCUCUCUUCUCAGGCUCUCAUAAACACGGCCAGACACUCUCCCUUUACAUGGAUUGGAAGUACAAAUCGUAUUAUAUUUUAAUGCCAUAUCAAAAGCAAAGUAAGUGACAAAUAGCUAAAACCCCUAAUGUGUUUGAAAAUACUGUUUUAUAUAAAAAAAGAAAAGAAGAAAAAAACCCCACACUGCCAUUUGUUGUAUUGAAUUCUAAGCCAAUAAAGCUUUAAAUCACCAUGAAACAUAAUGAUCCUCUGCUAAACCAAAGGUACCCACCGCCUCUUUUCUGUUUGUUUUUCUUUGUUUGCAUUUCACCAAUAAACACACGAGCUCAGUGAUGUAACGCAGGUUAAGAAGUAAUUUUUGGACUGAGUAACUUUUAAUCAGAUGGUGGCGUCCACUGACCUAAACACACUCUGAUUAGCGAAGUCUCUGUUGGGUUACACAAGCUUUGACUUUGACUGCUUUACUGAAGGGGUUUAUAUAUUAUUGUGGGUUCUGCACUGAACAGAUAUACACCCACUGGACACUUUAUUAAGUACACCUUACUAGUACUGGGUUGGAUCCUCUUUUGACUUCAACAAGCUGCUGGAAACCUUCACCAGAGAGUUUGGUCCAUAUUGACAUGACAGCAUCGCACAGUUGCUGCAGAUUUGUGGGCUGCUCCCAUUCCAUCACAUCCUAAAGAUGCUCCAUUGGAGUGAGAUCUGGUGACUGUGGAGGCCAUAUGAGUACAGCACACUCAUUGUUAUGUUUAAUAAACCAGAUUGAGAUAA